AUGAGAUUAAAGAUGAUCAUAAUUUCACCCUCAAACAACAGAACUCUCUGUUUGGAUUAUCAUACUAACUCCAUUGAUGAUUUCACCCAAAAAUCCAAUAAAGUGCAUUUUAAUAACAUACCCGACAAUAAAAAGGAAAAAAAUCCUUCAAAAAUUAUUGGCUUUAAUCUUGAAAAUGGAAAACAGCAAAUUCGAACAUGGGAACGCAAACAAUUCCGCUCUUGA
Messenger RNA from Clunio marinus, 225 nucleotides. NCBI's taxonomy places the organism in Eukaryota, Metazoa, Arthropoda, Insecta, Diptera, Chironomidae. The record is from the annotation of a GenBank genome assembly.